Messenger RNA from Spodoptera frugiperda (fall armyworm), 3278 nucleotides. RefSeq lists its product as uncharacterized. The transcript has 3 exons. The record is from RefSeq and is a predicted model, not a curated record. Lineage: Eukaryota; Metazoa; Arthropoda; Insecta; Lepidoptera; Noctuidae. The coding region runs from base 381 to 1328 and encodes 315 amino acids.
CUUUGAGCCGGAGCCCCGGUAACCUUUUAUGUUUUCCGCAGCUCCGGUCUCGCCUCGUCCCUGGCUAGAGAAGACAUUGAAUGAUUCUUCCCCCCUUUAAAAAAAAAAGAGUGGGACCAUAUUUUUUAAUGUUACCUAAUAAUUAUAUGAAGUGCUUAGUCCUCGAUAAUUAUUUUGUUUACCAUGUAGUCCCACUAUCAUCUAUUGUGUGAACGCGAAUAUUUAGAGAAUCCUGCAAAAAAAAAUUAAUACACGGGCAACACUAUUCAUCUAAUGUCAUUCACUAUUUUUCGCGUUGUGUGCUCGCACGGAAUUUUUCGUAGAAAUAUUAUCUGUUAAGUGAUUACUGUAUUUAGUGAGUUCAAGUUGAUUAAAGUAAAAUGCCUAAGAGUAGAGAAGAAAAAUUAUGGAAGAAGCUGAAGAAACUGGAAGAAAAAAUUAAGAAAAGUCAAAGUCGUCGUAGACGAAUUAGAUCUUUAAGUUCGUCGGAGCGGGAGUCGGUAGACGAUCCUGAUCCAAAUGAGAGACCUGAAGUAAUCGAGGACACAGGUACCCAACAACUACAAGACGAUGUGCUGAUUGCUCUGGGAAAUCCGUCCUGCUCUGACAAAUCUUAUAGUGAAAGUAUUCACCCAGAGAUAAUAAGGAGAGUAGAGAAUGUGUUAACGAGUGGCUUGGAAAAGGAGCGCAAGGAUGAAUUAUUAAAAAAGUAUCUGAUUCCCAAUAAUUUUGCCUUGCUAGAGGCUCCAAAACUAAACAGGGAGCUAGAAGGCUUAUUAAGCGAUCCAAUUAAAGAAAGAGACAAAAGGAUCGAAGAGCGACAGCAGCAAUUGGGUGUUGCAUUGUCUGCUGUAUUAUCUUGUUUAGAUAAUUUUGUUAAGGUUGACCCAAACCCAGCAAAAAUUGAAGUCUUGACAGAUGUAGCCAGGCUACUAAGUGAUUUACAUUAUAACAACACUUGUACACGUAAAAAGUUGGUGGCGGUUAAUUUGGAUAAAGACAUAGUUAAAACAACAGAAAGCGCUAAAAGGGACAGCUUCCUGUUUGGAGAAAGAUUUAAUGAAGAUGUAAAGACUGCUAAUGCCAUAAAGAAGGCAGCACCAAGCAUACUGAAAAAGUCCAAUUUCACCCGAAAGAUGGGGCAGACCAGGCAGUCAAAUUAUACCCAAUUUAAAAAUAAGGAAAACUUCAAUGCCCCUCCACAAGCAAAUCGAGCCAAACAAGGGAGGGGGGGCAGGUAUCAACCCAGGAACAGUGGGAGGCAGCAGCAGCAGCAACAACCGCAUCAGAAGAAGGCAUAUCGACACAAGUCUGUACGUCAGACAUAAAGAAAACUUCAUCCUCUGCACAACAGCCUUUCCCUGGGGGCCUGCAUAUUAUCAGGGAAGCAUUCAAGAAACAAAUGAUACCUGAGGAUACCAUAGAGGUUAUGAUAUCUUCUUUAUCUGUGAACACAAUUAAACAAUAUUCAGUAGCAUUGAAUAAGUGGUGGAUUUUUUGUAAAGGAGAAAAUAUCUUUGAUGUUUCUAUCACGAAGAUUUUAGAAUUUCUUACAGAACAAUUUAAAACAGGAAGUUCUUAUACUUCAUUAAAUACUACUAGAUCAGCAUUGUCCUUGAUACUUAGUUGUGAAAUAGGGAUAGAUCCUCAAAUAAAGAGGUUCUUUAAAGGUAUCUUUAAACUACGACCUAGUCGUCCUAAAUACAAUGAUACAUGGGAUCCAGCAAUUGUUUUGAAUCAUAUAGAAAAAUGGUACCCAUUGCAAGAUUUGUCAUUUCUAAAAUUAACUAAAAAACUGGUAAUGCUGUUAGCCCUUACUAGUGCACAAAGAAUUCAAACUUUAUCAUUGAUUAGACUAAAUAAAAAAAGGUAAUUUAAAAAACUAAAAAACCCGACUGCGUUUCUUUGUAACAUGAAAAUGAAAAAACCCUAAAACAAGAAUACAAGAAAAAUUUAAGCAGUCGGGACCCAUUCUAAAUAUUAUGAAGACUUAGUGAUAUAUAGGUACGGCUGGCUUUCUAGAAUGGGUCCCGACUGCUUAAAUUUUUCUUGUAUUCUUGUUUUAGGGUUUUUUCAUUUUCAUGUUACAAAGAAACGCAGUCGGGUUUUUUAGUUUUUUAAAUUACCUUUUUUUAUUUUAUUUUCUUUUAGUUUUAUUAUUUAUUAUAUUUUGAUAUAUUUAGUGUCACUCUCACAGUAAAUACGAAUCAAACGACCCCUAUCAAGCUGAAAUCCAUCUAGUCGUUCAGGCUAGAGAGUGGGCAAUAUUCGAAUUUGGCGCCAAAAAUCCGCGAUUUUGAUUUUUUUAUUGUUUUGAUAUAUCCAGUGUCACUCUCACAGUAAAUACGAAUUUAACGACACCUCUCAAGCCAAAAUCCAUUGAGUCGUUCAGGCUAGAGAGUAAGUAAUAUUCGAAUUUGGCGCCAAAAAUCCGCCAUCUUGUUUUUUUAAACAUUUUGAUAUAUCCAGUGUCACUCUCACAGUAAAUACGAAUCCAACGACACCUCUCAAGUCAAAAUCCAUCAAGCCGUUUAGGCUGUAGAGCGUGCCAAACAAUUAUACAUACAUACAUACAUACAUACAUACAUACUCUCGAAAAACAUAACCCUCCUUCUGGCGCAGUCGGGUAAUAACAUACAAUUUGUUGAGGCAGGAGUAAAUAUAGAGAUCAGUGAUUUGUUAAAGACAUCUAAACCAGGAAAACAACAAAUGUGCAUCACAUUACCUUACUUUCUUGCGAAACCUGAAAUUUGUCCAGUAACCACAUUACAAUAUUAUAUAAAUUAUACAAAAACUUUGAGUAAGGUAGAAUUUAAUAAUACAGAAAUGCUAUUAAUAAGUGUUAAGAAACCUUAUAAUUAUGCAAGUAGGCAGACAAUUAGUCGUUGGAUUAAACAAACAAUGAAGGACAGUGGUAUAGACAUCAAGAGAUUUACUCCUCACUCGACUCGUCACGCAGCCACUUCCAGGGCAUGUAGAGAAGGUGUUACAUUAGAUACCAUUUUUAGGUCAGCUGGUUGGUCUACUGGAUCAAAAGUUUUCGCAAAUCAUUAUAAUAGACCAUUGAUUAAAAGUAAUGAUAAAUAUAUUUUUGCUAAGACUGUUUGUAAUAUUGAAUCUCAUUAGUACAUUGUACUUAAGUAUUAUUUGACCAAAUAGUUUAUUUUAUCAGUACUAAGUACUUAGUUAAUAAUAAUAUGAUUAAUAGUAAGUAUAUACCAAGUGACAUGUGUAACAUGCAUAAAUUAUAAGCCACUGGUAAUAAAAGACUGAUUGUA